AUGGACAAGCGCUUCACCGUGAAUCCCUUCGCGAGGCUGGAGCUCACAGCGGAAGACCGAGCGCAGCUCGUCCAACUCGCGGACGAGCUAGUGCUCGCCAAGUUCGAGGAGUAUGAGAAACACUUGAACAACCAGAAGCAGGUGGACCUCAACCGGUGGAAGAAGUUCACCAAGUCCGGCCCGACGACGACGUACCUCGAGCGCAAGAACUCCAACCGGGACUCGAAGCUGCCCGCCCUCUUGAUGGUGGGCCCGUUGCCUGGCACUCUGGACGAGAACAUGUUCGGACUUGUGAGUCCGACGAUCGAGGCCAUGCGCAUCAAAACCUCCUACCUGAGCGACUUCAGUGGCGCGGCUGUACUUUCGACCAUCAUUGAGCCGACAGUGGAGGAACCGUUCCGCUCGGUGGUGAUCAAGUGGAUGGAGAUCGACAUCCCCGGAGCGUCCAUCGGACUCGUGCGCAACAGAGACUACGUGUACCUCGAGAGCUCCGGCAUUUUACGGCUCAAGAACGGCGAGCGCGUGGGUUACCACCUUUUCCACUCCGUCAGCUUCCCACAAGCUCACGAGCUACCGAACCGGGUUCGCGGCAACAUGUCGUUCUGUGGCAUUUUCCACCAGGAAGGUCCGGACCGGACGGACUGCCGUGGCACGGGCAUUAUGGACCCCGGUGGCGACAUGAUCCGCGUGAUGGCGGUGAUGGGGAUGGUGCAGGCGACAAUGGCGGGGCUCAAGUACGCGUACUGCGGGCAGAUGAAGAAGCUGGCGUGGCUGCUGGAGCAGAAGCAUGGUCAAGCCAAGGAGCGAGGUACCCCCGUCGCGGGACCUGGCUGCGUGACGUGUAUGAAGCAGAUCAAAACGUCGAAGUUGAGCGACUUUCGACGGUUGAGCAGCACGUGUAAGUUGUGCUUCGGGGCCCUGUGCGGCACGUGCAAGAUCCCCAAGAAGCUGAGCUUCAUCACGCCAGAUCUGGAACUAGCGCAGCGCAAGGUGAACUUCUGCGUCAAGUGUCUGGUCGAAGCCACCCGCUUGGACACGCAGGAGGCUGCGCGCCAGCAGUUCGUCUACAAGAAGCUUGUCCAGCCAAGUGCCUAUGGCUCGUCGGUCGCGUCGGACCAGAGUUCGUGCUCGGAAAGCACUGUGAGCUUAUCUUGAUACGUGGAGGGCAGUGUUCACGUUGUUUUUAUAGCGCACAUUGGUUAGGUAGGUAGUUAAAAUAUAAAGGCAUUGGAGC
Molecule: messenger RNA, 1234 nt
Organism: Phytophthora sojae
Lineage: Eukaryota; Oomycota; Peronosporomycetes; Peronosporales; Peronosporaceae
Exons: 1
Coding region: 1-1155 (384 amino acids)
Source: RefSeq, a predicted model, not a curated record